Messenger RNA from Drosophila grimshawi, 561 nucleotides. RefSeq lists its product as uncharacterized. The record is from RefSeq and is a predicted model, not a curated record. Bases 1 to 549 code for a protein of 182 amino acids. NCBI's taxonomy places the organism in Eukaryota, Metazoa, Arthropoda, Insecta, Diptera, Drosophilidae. The transcript has 3 exons.
AUGGCACAAAGUGUAAACCAUAAAAUCCUAUGGAAUUUCAUAAUUUUGACUAGCCUGCUGACGUUCAAUAGUGCUGUUGUCUUUAAGUUGACCAAUGCGGUCUGUGAAUCAUUCAACAAAUCCUCUGUGGUCGUGAAUCAAUGCCGCUUGAGGGCCGUUCAACGGAACAAAGCUGUUCUCAAUAUUGAGGUGAAUAUUUUGGUUCCAGCUGAAUAUAUCGAGGUGAGAAUGCAAAUACUGAGAAAAGGAAAUGGCUAUAAGCCGUGGCUAUUUGAUGUCACACUUGAUGCUUGUAAGUUUCUGCGAAAGAGCUUCAAUCCAGCCGUGACUAUGGUUUGGGCACUAUUUAAGGAUUUCACCAAUAUUAAUCAUACAUGCCCUCUUCAAGGCUAUACAGUUUUGAAGGACUUUUACCCUAGACCCGAGAAGUUACUUAACCCGUUUCCCACUGGAGAAUAUUUAUUAAUUGCAACCUUUAAAUUCAAUCAUCAACGAGCUAUUUCUUUGAAGUUUUACAUAACAUACGAAGAAGAUUUCGUGUCAAAUUAAAUAACAUUUCAA